This is a messenger RNA of Bicyclus anynana (squinting bush brown), 544 nucleotides long. It is a transcript of the gene RpL35, whose product is annotated as 60S ribosomal protein L35. Gene Ontology annotation, cellular component: ribosome; cytosolic large ribosomal subunit. Gene Ontology annotation, biological process: maturation of LSU-rRNA from tricistronic rRNA transcript (SSU-rRNA, 5.8S rRNA, LSU-rRNA); translation. Gene Ontology annotation, molecular function: structural constituent of ribosome; mRNA binding. The transcript is spliced from 3 exons. NCBI's taxonomy places the organism in Eukaryota, Metazoa, Arthropoda, Insecta, Lepidoptera, Nymphalidae. The record is from RefSeq and is a predicted model, not a curated record. The coding region runs from base 154 to 525 and encodes 123 amino acids.
UAGACAGAGAAAUAUGAAAACGCUUCUACAAGUCUUUGGUUAGAUUACAUCCUAGUAUGUAUUCUGUGUAUAAAGUAACAAAGAUCAAAUAUUUCUUGAGUUAGUUGUUUGUGGUCUUUUGUGUCAAGUUGUGCGAAAAGAAGGUGUUCAAAAAUGGGUAAAGUUAAGUGUUCGGAGUUGCGAACUAAAGACAAGAAAGAACUUUUCAAACAACUUGAAGAGUUAAAAACCGAGUUAACCAAUUUACGUGUUGCCAAAGUUACUGGUGGAGUGGCAUCAAAACUUUCAAAAAUACGUGUUGUCAGGAAAGCAAUAGCACGUGUUUACAUUGUAUACCACCAAAAUAUGAAGGUUAACUUGAGAAAUCAUUACAAAAACAAGAAAUAUAAGCCACUUGACCUAAGGCCUAAGAAGACGCGUGCAAUGCGUAAGGCACUUACCAAGCAUGAAGCAAAAAUUAAAACUCAAAAAGAGAUAAGAAAGAAGUCCUUGUUUCCUCCUAGAGUGUAUGCUGUAAAAGCAUAAAUAAACAUAUAACAACAUU